Messenger RNA from Ostrea edulis (European flat oyster), 2573 nucleotides. Its product is annotated as ADP-ribosylation factor-like protein 1. Gene Ontology annotation, biological process: intracellular protein transport; vesicle-mediated transport. Gene Ontology annotation, molecular function: GTPase activity; GTP binding. The coding region runs from base 151 to 696 and encodes 181 amino acids. The transcript is spliced from 5 exons. NCBI's taxonomy places the organism in Eukaryota, Metazoa, Mollusca, Bivalvia, Ostreida, Ostreidae. The record is from RefSeq and is a predicted model, not a curated record. Gene Ontology annotation, cellular component: Golgi apparatus; cytoplasm.
UGUAUGUGUAUAUCUGAUUAAACGUACAGUACGUAGAUUACAUCAUAUUUUUGCGCAAGAAGAUUUCCGAAAACAUGCUUAUAACUUUACACUCCAAUAAAGCAUGCGCAGAAGUUGUGUACACGUUUGACAGAUCACAUCAUAUUCAUAAUGGGUGGUAUUUGGAGUUACUUUUCUGGAUUGUUUGGAUCAAGAGAGAGACGAAUUUUGAUUUUGGGCUUGGAUGGUGCAGGAAAAACUACAAUUUUAUAUAAACUACAAGUUGGAGAAGUCGUUACAACAAUUCCAACCAUUGGCUUUAAUGUGGAGACAGUACAGUACAAGAACUUGAAAUUCCAAGUGUGGGACUUGGGAGGACAAACUAGUAUUAGACCAUACUGGAGAUGUUAUUACUCAAAUACAGAUGCAAUCAUAUAUGUAGUUGACAGCAUGGACAGGGAAAGAAUGGGAAUUUCCAAGCAAGAAUUGUUCUCAAUGUUAGAGGAAGAUGAGUUAAAGAAAGCUAUUUUAGUCAUAUUUGCCAACAAACAAGAUAUAGAGGGAGCUAUGACACCGAGUGAAGUUGCUAAUGCUCUUGGUCUGACAUCUAUUACCACACAUAAAUACCAGAUUUUUAAGACAUCGGCCAUUAAAGGCACAGGUCUAGAGGAGGCUAUGGAAUGGUAUGUUCAAAGUUCUACAUUAUUAGCAUAUUGAAAUGUGGAUUUGAAAAUCUGUGAUAAGGAUAAUAAUUAAUUUUAAGUCAAUUUUUUAGUAUUAUUUGCAGUACAACAUAAUUUCCUUAUGAAAAACUCUAAAGAAUGGAAAUAAGGUGUAAGACCAUAGCAGGAUUGUGGUUAAUUGUUGAAACUUUUGGUGCCAUGUGGGAUCCUGACUUCUGCAAGUUUAUGUGCCCACAUUAUACUACUUAAUUAAAAACUGAUAAAAUGUGAAAUUUGGAUUGGUUCUUUUUAUUCACAUGAUUUGUUUUCCCCAUAUUUAAGUUCUCUCUCUGGAGUCUUUCUGUGUCUCUCUCUUCCUGUGUCUCUCUCUUGAUCUUUCAAACACAUGCUCUCACCUUCAUUGUCAGUCUCGCUGUCGCUACUCCCUGAUUAUUUGUGUUCAUAAUUGGGAUAGUGUAUUUUUUAUGUUGGCAUUUCUAUUAUUUUUUUCUUUCUAUUUUUUGACUUUGAGGACAAACCCCAACCCCCCCCCCCCCCUUCAUUUUUUUCCCACUUGUAAUCUUUGUCAGCAAAGUGUUUUAUGAAAAGUGAAAGUAGAAUUAUAAAAUCUUAGAAUAUGGUAUUGUUUUGGGAAAAGCUUCAUUUGUCAAGUGGUAUUUGAUUGCCCACUUGAAAUUUUGCUGGGAGUGGCGAGUUGUCAAGUGGAUAACCUUAACCAUGCAACAAUGUCACUUUGACUGUAUCCCAUUGUUGAAAUAACAAUCACAUUGACAUUACAAUGAAUGCUAAACAACAUCACCAAAUUACCUUUAAGAACGCAGCCAUAGCUAUUCUAUGGUUGUUAAUUAUGUUGACUGACAAGCAUGGAAACUGAAAUUACAAGACUUUUAGGAUUCUUUUUGAAAUUUUAUAUGUAAUGUAAAUAUAACGCAAGCAUAUUUGUUUAUAGGUAUCUAUAAUGCAAGAGCACAGUAACUAGUGUAAACAUAUUGUCAUGACAUGCUAACUCAUGCUGUUCACUUUGUCUUCUGUAGUUAGCACAAUAGAUCGAAAAAAUUGAAAAGUAAAGCAUUUUUUGUAAUUUAGUAAACUUGCAUAAGACCAGGAUUAACAGGUUAAAUGAAAGGAAACAUUGGAGACUAGGUAACCAUUAAAGGAGCAUAAAUAUGACAUCACUAUCAGUCCUGCAGUCUUGAUGAUUUUGCUUUAAUGUAGACCAUUCUUGUUUGUAGAACAUAUGACAGAAUUCUCAGAUAAUGAACUACCAAAAUGACUGAUUUGUAUCUGUUUAUAACAUCCUAUCUGAAGAAACUCAACCACUCUGUAAAUUAGCCAUUGCAUCUUUGAUUAAGACUGGUUGAUUUCCAUAAAAAGAUUAAAUGUAAUUCUCCUGAAAGAAAGUCACUAGCCUCACUAGAUGCUGAUUUCAGUGACAGGCCAAGUGGCAAAUUGCUUAGGAUUUGUUCAUAGUUACUCAUUGAUUUUUGGCAAUAUAACUUCAAUUAGAGUCUCAUUAGUGCAUAUGAACAGUUUUAGUUGAGCCAAUUAAUUUACAGAUGUGCAUGCAAUUUUUGAAUGUCAUGAAUGACUGAUGAGCAGUAUUAGUCAAGUCAAUUUACAAAUGUGAAUAAGUUAUUUAAGUUUUAUGGGGACCCAGAAAGGCCAGUAUGGCACAUAAGUCCUUUGAAUUAGAAAAUACUAUAUGAAAUGAUUUAGUUAAAAAGGUUAUGAAAUAUAUGUAUGAGGAACACAAUUACAUGGGAACUUAUGUUUUUCACUCUACUGAGGAGAAACACAGACCUUUGUUUUCUUUGGAAAGGAAAAUAUGAUUUAAUUGCAGUGUUGUUAAUAUUUUGCAGGCUUGCAAAUACAUUAACUCAGCAGAAAUAAAGUGAGCUAGGAACAGAGAAA